Molecule: messenger RNA, 5063 nt
Organism: Homarus americanus (American lobster)
Lineage: Eukaryota; Metazoa; Arthropoda; Malacostraca; Decapoda; Nephropidae
Gene: GluProRS
Product: bifunctional glutamate/proline--tRNA ligase-like
Exons: 6
Coding region: 100-4896 (1598 amino acids)
Biological process (GO): prolyl-tRNA aminoacylation; translation; glutamyl-tRNA aminoacylation
Cellular component (GO): aminoacyl-tRNA synthetase multienzyme complex; cytoplasm
Molecular function (GO): ATP binding; glutamate-tRNA ligase activity; proline-tRNA ligase activity
Source: RefSeq, a predicted model, not a curated record
UGUUAUAUGUGUUGGUCCGUUACCGUCCAUAGUCCUGUGCUCGGCUGUGACGACACGCGUGAGACGUCUGACACCUGAACACAUUAUUUCCCUCCCAAGAUGAAGGUGGUUGCUUCUAAAACGGACCCCCCUCUCGGGGCACUUAUAACAUGUUCCAAGGCUGGUGUGAGUGUGGAGUGGGGCAAGGACACAAGUUUAGCUUUGAGCGACACCUUCAGCGUCAAUUCAUCUCAUGGCAUUUCCAGACAUGUGGCUAGAGUCAACCCUUCCCUGGAUUUGUAUCCUAGCCAUAUUCUUCACCGAACUGAGGUGGAUCAUUGGUUGUCCACAGCAUCAGGACCUUUGUCAUGUGGUGGAGACAUCAGUGCCACUCUUGAACAGCUAAAUAGGGCUCUUGCUCCCUCAGAUGAACUAGUGGGAAAUCACAUAACUGUUGCAGACUUUGAAGUGUUUGCAGCUCUUUACAAAAAUGCAGCAUGGCAUAUGCGACUGAACAGUGGAACAGCCCCGGUGAAUGUUCUUCGUUGGUACAACUUCAUUGAGAAACAGGUUGGUGGAGUCAUUGCAGCACUUCCAGGUGAUGUUCAGAAGGUGUUUGAGUGUUCCAAAACAACUCCCGCCUCACCGGACAAGUCAGCAAGUGGUAGUAAGAAGAAAGAAGAAGGAGGAAAGUUUGUUGAGCUUCCUGGAGCCAAGUUAGGGGAGGUGGUUGUUCGUUUCCCCCCGGAGGCCAGUGGAUAUUUGCACAUAGGUCAUGCUAAGGCAGCUCUCCUCAACCAGUACUAUCAGCUUGCAUUUAAGGGGAAGUUGAUAAUGAGGUUUGAUGAUACCAACCCUGAGAAAGAGAAGCUGGAUUAUGAGAAAGUUAUCCUGGAGGAUUUGAAACUACUGGAGAUAAAACCAAACAUUUUCACCCAUACUUCAGAUCACUUUGAUCGUAUGAUUACCAUGUGUGAGCAGCUCAUCAGGCAGGGUUUAGCAUACUGUGAUGAUACUGAUGGGGAGACUAUGAAGAAAGAACGGGAAGAGAGGAAAGAAAGCAAGAAUUACAACAACUCUGCAGAAAAGAAUUUAUCUAUGUGGGAAGAGAUGAAGAGAGGGACAGAUUAUGGUCUCACUUGUUGUGUGCGGGCUAGGAUUAACAUGAAGAGCGACAAUGGUUGCAUGCGUGACCCCACAAUCUAUAGAUGCAAGAAUGAACCCCAUGUCAGGACAGGCUUGAAGUACAAAGUAUACCCAACCUAUGACUUUGCCUGCCCCAUCGUAGAUAGUAUAGAAGGGGUCACCCACGCUCUGAGAACAACUGAAUAUCAUGACCGUGAUGAGCAAUACUACUGGUUCAUAGAGAAGCUUGGACUAAGAACUCUUCACAUCUAUGAAUACUCACGCCUGAAUAUGAACAACACUGUGUUGUCCAAGCGAAAACUUACAUGGUUUGUCGAUGAAGGACUUGUGGAUGGUUGGGAUGAUCCAAGAUUUCCAACCGUCAGGGGAAUUCUGAGACGUGGUAUGUCUGUGGAAGGAUUAAAGGACUUCAUUGUUGCACAAGGUUCAUCUCGUUCUGUAGUGAACAUGGAGUGGGACAAAAUUUGGGCCUUCAACAAAAAAGUAAUUGAUCGUUAUGCCCCACGCUAUACAGCUCUGCAAGGUGAAUUAGUGCCUGUUCACAUCACUGAUGUCAACGAGGAGUCCACUUCUGCUCAGAAACAUCCAAAGGAUCUCUCUAUUGGCAUGAAAACUGUGUGGACUGGCCCUCAAGUCUUGGUUGAGGCUGCAGAUGCUGCUGAGUUGAAAGAAGGACAGAAUGCAACUUUCAUCAAUUGGGGAAAUAUUAUGAUUAAGAAAAUAACAAAGACAAAUGGAAAAAUUGUGUCAAUUGAUGCUGAACCUAACCUUCAGAACACUGAUUACAAGAAAACCCUUAAACUUACUUGGCUUGCUGAUACUGAGAAAGCUGCCACCACGCCUGUUGUGUGUGUUUACUUUGAUCACCUUGUUACUAAAAGUGUGCUUGGAAAAGAUGAAAACUUUAAGGACUUCAUAGGACACAAUACCCGUGCUGAAGUGAAAAUGGUAGGCGAGACUGAACUUCAGAAGCUGGUGCCAGGAGAUAUUAUACAGCUGCAGAGGAAGGGCUUCUUCCGUGUGGAUGAGGCUUACAAACCAGUGAGCUUGAGCAGCUGCCAGGAAAGUCCAGUUAUACUCUUCUCUAUCCCAGAUGGACACUCCAAGGAUAUGCCAACUGCUUCAUCCAUAAAGAAGUUGGCAGGCAUGAGUGAGAAAGAGAAAGUCAAAAGUGCUCAAGGAAAAAAGGCAGAAAAGAGUCCACAGGAUGAAGUGAAGCCUCCUGUUGGGGGAUCUAGUGCAGACACAGGUCAGAGUUUAUUAAUUGCCAUCAAAGAUCGGGGUGAUAAGAUAAGGCAGUUAAAGAGUACUAAGGCAGAUAAGAAUGUAGUUAUGGCUGAAGUGGAGAUUUUGAAACAAUUGAAGAAGGAUUUCCAAGAUGCAACAGGAAUUGAGUGGAAGCCAGAUGUUGUCAUACCUUCCAGUGCUCCAGUUUUGGCAGCUACUGCAUCUGUUGCUGGUAAGAACGCUGUGGAAAUACACUCCCAGAUUAAAUCACAGGGUGACAUAGUUCGAAACCUGAAGGCCAGUAAGGCUGACAAAGAUGCCAUUAAACAAGCAGUUGAUUUGCUUUUAGAGCUUAAAAAUGAGUUCAAAACUGCCACUAAUGUUGAUUGGAAACCAGAUAUUGAAAUAUCAAAGUUUGAUAGUGUUGCCCCUGCUCCUGCUGCCUCCACUGGUGGGAGUGGAAGUGCACCUCUUGAUCUGCACAACAAAAUUAAAGACCAAGGUGACAAGGUAAGGUCUUUAAAGGCCAGUAAAGCAGACAAGGAUGUUGUGAAGCAAGAAGUUGAUGUACUUCUGUCACUGAAAAAAGAAUUUAAGGAAGUUACUAAUUCUGAAUGGAAACCUGAAAUUGAUAUAUCCCAGUUCAGCUCAUCAUCUAAUGCAUCUGGUUCUAGUGGAGCAAGUUCAGCUAAAGCUAUUGAUUUGCAUAGCCAGAUAAAGAAACAAGGGGAUUCUGUAAGAACACUGAAAGCAAACAAGGCUGAUAAAGAUACCAUUAAACAGAUGGUUGACCAACUCCUGUCUCUAAAGAAACAGUUUAAAGAAUGUACAAGUACUGAAUGGAAGCCUGAUAUUGAUGCGUCUCAGUUUUCAGAAGAUGUGGUUGCACCUUCAAGGGGUAUGAUGACUGCUCCUGCUGAAGUAAAUGCUGCAGCUAAAGCUAAAAGUACAGAGACUAGGAAACCAAAGGAAACAUCACUCACGAAGAGUACAAUACAGGUACCUACCAAAUCUGAUGAUGGAGGAAUGAAGAAGCAGACAAGAUUGGGACUAGAAGUCAGAAAGGAACAGAAUCUUGCUGAAUGGUAUUCACAAGUCAUAACAAAGUCAGAAAUGAUUGAGUACUACAACGUGUCGGGCUGCUACAUCCUUAGGCCAUGGUCUUAUGCCAUUUGGGACUAUAUAAAGGAUUUCCUGGAUAAAAAGAUUAAGACCUUGGGUGUUGAAAAUUCUUACUUCCCAAUCUUUGUAGCACGAGAAGCCUUGGAGAAGGAAAAGACUCACAUUGCAGACUUCUCACCAGAGGUUGCCUGGGUAACCAGAUCAGGAUCAAGUGAGAUGGCUGAGCCUGUUGCUAUUCGUCCUACAUCAGAGACUGUUAUGUACCCUGCAAUUGCUAAGUGGGUUCAAUCCCACCGAGAUUUACCAAUGAAACUUAAUCAAUGGAAUAAUGUUGUUAGGUGGGAGUUCAAACAACCCACUCCAUUUUUAAGGACACGUGAAUUUUUGUGGCAAGAAGGUCACUCUGCUUUUGCUUCCAAGGCAGAAGCUGAAGAGGAAGUUUAUCAAAUCCUAGAGUUCUAUGCUCAGGUCUAUGAGGAGCUCUUGGCUGUGCCAGUUGUUAAAGGUAAGAAGACUGAAAAGGAAAAGUUUGCAGGGGCUGAUUUUACCACAACAACUGAGGCUUUUAUAUCAGCCAGUGGUCGUGGCAUUCAGGGAGCUACAUCCCAUCACUUGGGGCAGAACUUUUCAAAAAUGUUUGAAAUUGUCUUUGAAGAACCUGAGACCCAGCAAAAGCAGUAUUGCUUCCAAAAUAGUUGGGGAUUAACUACGCGUACUAUUGGAGUAAUGGUGAUGGUUCAUGGUGACAACAAAGGGCUUGUGUUGCCUCCUAGAGUGGCUUCUGUGCAGGCAGUUAUUAUGCCUGUUGGAAUUUCUGCAAAAUCAUCAGAGCAGGAAAAGCAGAAUCUUACUGAUGCAUGCAAUAAGUUAGCAGCCGAUUUGAAUGCUGCUGGAGUGCGAACACGGUGUGAUCUACGAGACAAUGUUACUCCAGCCUGGAAAUUCAAUCAUUGGGAGUUGAAGGGUGUUCCCCUAAGGUUAGAGCUUGGACCACGUGAGGUGACUGCUGGCCAGGUAUUUGUUGUACGGCGUGACAAUGGAGAGAAACAAGCUCUAAAUCGGGCCACUGUAGGAGUGCAAGUUCUGGCCAUGUUGGAUGCUAUUCAUGACAACCUAAUAACACGAGCACGAGCUGACCUGAAUUCACACAAAGUAAAAGUUAACAGUUGGAAGGACUUCACAGGAAACUUGGACAAAGGUAAUAUCCUCUUGGCUCCAUUCUGUGGCCAAGAAGAAUGUGAGGAUGCCAUCAAGAAGGACUCUGCACGUGAUGAAGCUGCUGAGCCAGGGGCUCCCUCUAUGGGGGCAAAGGGCUUAUGUAUACCUUUUGAGCAGCCUGGGGAAGUCAACGGUUUAACAUGUAUCCACCCAUCAUGCAAGGCCAAACCACUGUACUACACUCUCUUUGGUCGGUCUUACUAAACUGUAAGGUGGCAGUGCAGUUCAUAUUCAUUUUGCUAACAAGUUUAGUUUAUUUUAUUUAGGAAAUGAUAAUGUGUAUCAUUGAGUACAUUUCAUAUAUUUUUUUUUGUAAAAAUACUCAAUAAACAUUUAUAUUGUAUUAUGACCCAAUAAAUCAUAUGAUGCAA